Molecule: messenger RNA, 1361 nt
Organism: Diospyros lotus (date-plum)
Lineage: Eukaryota; Viridiplantae; Streptophyta; Magnoliopsida; Ericales; Ebenaceae
Product: 60S acidic ribosomal protein P0
Exons: 5
Coding region: 239-1198 (319 amino acids)
Biological process (GO): ribosomal large subunit assembly; cytoplasmic translation; ribosome biogenesis
Cellular component (GO): cytosolic large ribosomal subunit
Molecular function (GO): structural constituent of ribosome; large ribosomal subunit rRNA binding
Source: RefSeq, a predicted model, not a curated record
UUUUUAGUCUCACCGCAACUAGGGUUUUUUCUCUCGUUCUCAAUACCAAGUUAGAUUGCAGUGAGGGAGAGGUUAAAGCGACAGCUUUGAUCUUCGCUGUCCGCCUUGGCAAAGCCCCGAGCUUCGUCUUGGCCCUCGAUUUUGCGUCUUCUUUUCUAGGGUUUCGAUUUGUAUUUGUGUAUAUAUACACAGAUAUAUAGUUGUUGUGUGGUGUUUUGUUGUGUAUUAAUCAUCAGCAAUGGCCGUGAAACCAUCCAAGGCAGACAAGAAGAUCGCAUACGACCAAAAGCUGUGCCAGCUGCUGGACGAGUACACUCAGAUCUUGGUGGCGGCGGCCGACAAUGUUGGGUCGAACCAGCUGCAGAACAUCAGGAGGGGUCUUAGGGGCGACUCGGUGGUGCUCAUGGGUAAGAAUACUAUGAUGAAACGCUCCAUCAGGAUUCACGCCGAGAAGACUGGCAACAAGGCUUUCCUCAAUAUCAUCCCUCUCCUCGUUGGUAAUGUGGGCUUGAUCUUCACCAAGGGUGACUUGAAGGAAGUCAGCGAAGAGGUCGCCAAGUACAAGGUUGGGGCACCUGCUCGUGUUGGUUUGGUGGCUCCAGUUGAUGUUGUUGUCCCUCCUGGAAACACUGGACUUGACCCAUCCCAGACAUCUUUCUUCCAGGUGCUCAAUAUUCCCACCAAAAUUAACAAGGGAACGGUUGAAAUUAUUACCCCUGUGGAGCUUAUAAAGAAGGGUGACAAAGUGGGAUCAUCUGAGGCUGCCCUCCUUGCAAAACUUGGCAUUAGGCCCUUCUCUUAUGGUCUUGUUGUCCAGUCUGUUUAUGACAAUGGAUCUGUCUUCAGCCCGGAGGUGCUUGAUUUGACCGAAGAUGAUCUUAUUGAGAAGUUUGCUAUUGGAGUGUCCAUAGUCACUUCAUUUGCACUGGCUAUUUCUUACCCAACUCUUGCAAGUGCACCCCACAUGUUCAUCAAUGCCUACAAGAAUGUUCUGGCUGUUGCAGUUGCAACCGAGUAUUCCUUCCCCCAGGCAGAAAAAGUCAAGGAGUUCCUGGAGGAUCCGAGCAAGUUUGCUGUUGUUGCGGCCCCAGUUGCUGCUGUUGAUUCUGGUGCUGCCCCGGCUGCCAAGGAGGAAGAGAAGAAGGAAGAACCAGCCGAGGAGUCUGAUGAAGACAUGGGCUUCAGUCUGUUUGACUAAGUUAAAUAAAGUUUUGAACCUGUCUUGCCUGUUCUUUUAAUGUGCUCUGCCUUGAGAUGUUCUGUAUUGACGACUUGGAAGUAUUUUAGGAUUGUGAGUUUGAACCAUUGAUUAGCAAAUGUAGUUUCGUUUUUGAAUCGUGAACUAUAAUUUUAAUUUUCAA